AUGUGUUCAAUACAGAAAGAGAAAUGUUGUACUGUGUCGGCCUGUGAUCUAAAUACUUCAAUUAACACACGAGAAGAGUCGGUGAAGGAUCUUACUAAAAAAGUAGAUUGUGAUAAGGAAAAGACCGCAACCGAAAUCGGACAAUAUUACAAAUGCUGUACUUUAUCGCCAGUGGCACCGACUUCUUUAAUCAAUAUCGAUUGUUGUCAAAAAACUAAACCUUGCGUUAGCCAUUUUUGCACAGCAGUACAAGGCGAAUGUAAUAAUUAUGAAUUAACGCCGUACGGCAAAGACUUCGUUUGUAAAACAGGAAGAUUAAUUCAAAAAUGUUUAUGUGUUAAGUUCAACGGCCUACAAGACACGUGCAAACAUUCUGGCUGCUGUACUAAAAUAGGCUGCAUGAAACCUCUUUUUCCGAAUUGCCCACCGGCGCGUCAAUGGAAAAAUGACUAUAUCUGCAUAAAGAAGAAACCCAAUCAAUGUUGUUUAAAUGAAUAA
Molecule: messenger RNA, 498 nt
Organism: Rhopalosiphum maidis (corn leaf aphid)
Lineage: Eukaryota; Metazoa; Arthropoda; Insecta; Hemiptera; Aphididae
Exons: 2
Coding region: 1-498 (165 amino acids)
Source: RefSeq, a predicted model, not a curated record